UGUGGUUUUGCAGGGAGCUGAUGCUUAUAAAGAACUGCAAAGAUCGAGUCUAGUUACUGCGCCUCAUAAAUUCCAUUACUGUGACAUUACAAGGAACUCCCUUCGAUUGCUGCCAAUAUAUACAGCUUCCUGUCUCCGAGAAUCAUUCAAUUCCUGAUCCGUGUGAAGGAACUCCCUCAGAGCUCCCCUCACCAGCAAAGAAACGACCAUGAAUGGACUGACCAAGACUGAAACUCUGAAUGACAGACCAGUGAUCGGGAUCUUAGCACAGCACACUGUAGAUGAACUGACCGAGGUGGCGAAGACCUAUGUGGCCAUUCCCUAUGUGAAGUACCUGGAAUCAGCUGGGAGCAGAGUGGUUCCCAUCAGGUUAUAUCUCACUGAGUCUGAGUAUGAGAAAAUAUUCCAUUCAAUUAAUGGGAUCUUACUGCCAGGCGGAGCUGUCGAUUUGAAGACAUCGGAAUUUGCCCGAGUUGCUGGCAUCUUCUAUCGAUUGGCACUGAAGGCCUGUGACCAGGGUGAUUAUUUUCCAAUCUGGGGAACGUGUUUGGGCCACCAGCUGCUGACAGCUUUGACAGCUGGAGAGGAUCUCCUGGUCUGGACGGACAGCUCUAACGUAGCAUUAACGCUAGAGUUUACUGACGAAGGAAAAUCCAGUCAAAUGUUUAGAGAGUUUCCCCCAGAGCUGAUUGAAGUUUUAUCAAAGAAACCAUUGACUGGAAAUUUCCACAAGUUCAGCAUCACAGAGCAGGCCUUUGUAUCCAACAAGAAAUUGCGAUCAUUCUACAGACUCAUCUCCACCAGCAGAGACUGUCAGGGAGUCCCAUUUGUCUCCACGAUGGAAGCUUUCGCGUAUCCGUUCUACGGCACUCAGUGGCAUCCUGAAGCAAACCGCUUCCUAUGGAAGGAGAGUUUGGCAGCUCCUCACUGUUCCCAUGCAGUCAGGAUAUCCUACCUCUUGGCCGAGUUCUUUGUUAAAGAAGCUAGAAAGAACCUUCAUCAGUUUGAGACAAAGGAAGAGGAAGAAUCUGCUCUGAUUGACAAUCACAAGCCAGUGUUUGUAGGUGACAAGAAUUCCUUUAGAACCCUCUACUUCUUCGAUUAAGAAUGCAGUUCCCACCUCCGUUGUUGUCCCAGAGUCCCCACUACUUUGCAUAGUGAGGUGGAAGUGGAAGUUUACUGGAGGGCGAUGUUCUGGGAUUGUGGCUUGUCCAGGAAUGAGCAUUGUGUUUGCCCCUCCUCCUACUCCAUGAUACUCUGCUGCAGAGUGAUAUUUCCUCUGAGUGAUGGUCGCCAGGAAAUUUGACUGUGCGGGGAUUGCCGCUGUGUCCGGUCCUGGUGUGAGACGGGCAUGCUAGGCAUCCGAAUUCAGAUUAUACUGGAGCUGGCUACAGAAACCUGGAUAAUGUCAUAUCUGCAGCUCAUUGCCAGAGUUCACCAGAUGUGGGCCAAUGGACACAUUCAGGGAACACAAUCAGACAAUCGGAUUUUUUUCUCUGGUCUAUACUUUGUGUCAGAGAAGCCACUUAAU
Messenger RNA from Stegostoma tigrinum, 1531 nucleotides. Its product is annotated as gamma-glutamyl hydrolase-like. Gene Ontology annotation, biological process: tetrahydrofolylpolyglutamate metabolic process. Bases 209 to 1105 code for a protein of 298 amino acids. The transcript is spliced from 11 exons. Gene Ontology annotation, molecular function: gamma-glutamyl-peptidase activity. The record is from RefSeq and is a predicted model, not a curated record. NCBI's taxonomy places the organism in Eukaryota, Metazoa, Chordata, Chondrichthyes, Orectolobiformes, Stegostomatidae. Gene Ontology annotation, cellular component: vacuole.